CGCAAGAUAGCAGAGGUGGCGCGCAGCCCGGCGAGCCGAUGACGGACCCCUUCUUCCUGCCUUCAAUGCCUCAGCGGAAGAUCCCCAAGGGCUGGAGCGAGGAGCGCUGCCGCUGGACAUCCUCCCGGGGAGGCUGCUCCGACCUGCUGCGCGGCGCGUCUGAGACUGGGGACUGAGCCACCCCGCCGCCGCCGGCGCCGCCGCCGCCGCCCGCUCCGUCGCUGCCGUCGGUCUGGACUGGCCCCCACCUCGCUGCGCCCUCUCCCCGGCCCCGGCCCCGGCUCGGGGCGUCCCGGGGCUCGCCCUGCGACCGCCGCCUCCCGCGCGCCGCGUCCUCCCGACCCCGCGGCGGCGACGAUGCCCGGGAGGAGGGUCCUGACGGCGGCGGCGCGGAUGGUGGCGGCCGGCGCCCGGGUGUGAUGCGAGCGUCACGGUGGGGAUGCUGCUGGCUGCGCGGCGCUGAGGGCCAGCGAGAGCGAGAGCCCGCCCGGGGCGGAGGACGGACUCAUCCGGAUCUGGCUGCAGCGUGGGCUCGGAGCUCCCCCUUCCUCUCGGUCUCCCUCUCGGCCCCCCUUUAUUUCCUUCUUGCUUUGCGUCUUUAACACCUCUCGACCCUGUCCUCCCCCCGCCACUGGAAGUCUUCCCGUCUCUAAAUGGAAUUAGUGGAGCCCGGAGCCUCUGGUGUAACGCACAGACAUGAUCCAUGGGCGCAGCGUGCUUCACAUUGUAGCAAGUUUAAUCAUCCUCCAUUUGUCUGGGGCAACCAAGAAAGGAACAGAAAAGCAAACCACCUCAGAAACACAGAAGUCAGUGCAGUGUGGAACUUGGACAAAACAUGCAGAGGGAGGUAUCUUUACCUCUCCCAACUAUCCCAGCAAGUAUCCCCCUGACCGGGAAUGCAUCUACAUCAUAGAAGCCGCUCCAAGACAGUGCAUUGAACUUUACUUUGAUGAAAAGUACUCUAUUGAACCGUCUUGGGAGUGCAAAUUUGAUCAUAUUGAAGUUCGAGAUGGACCUUUUGGCUUUUCUCCAAUAAUUGGACGUUUCUGUGGACAACAAAAUCCACCUGUCAUAAAAUCCAGUGGAAGAUUUCUAUGGAUUAAAUUUUUUGCUGAUGGAGAGCUGGAAUCUAUGGGAUUUUCAGCUCGAUACAAUUUCACACCUGACCAUUACUCUGGGAAAGCCUCGGAUUAUUUUUCUCACCUCUUAAUGAAAUCACCUUCCAUGCUCUUGUUCUUGAAUGACAGAAAAACGAGCGAGGAACUACAGAUUGAGCAGGUAUCUCAUAAACAGCUGUGUCUUAAGCAGAAUUGUAGGAGCAAGUGCACCAUUUCAGAGUGCUUUUGUAAUGCAGUGCCUUUUCAAAAUUACAGAUUUUCUAAAUGCCAGUGGAAAGAAGUGGUAUAACACUGUUAAAAAUUCUAAGACUUCCAUUUUAGCACUAUUUCCAGUUGUAUUUGAUAUGGGCUGUAAGUGGUCUCCAUUCUUACAGUCCUUAAGAGAUGAUACGUUUGCAUGCCAAAUGCACCCUGGCAGUUAGGUCUGGAGGUCCAGGAAUAAUCAUUCUUCACAUUCCCCAAGAUGGAGACUAUGCUUUCUAGAGAUAAUUCUUUCAGAGGCAGAAUGUGGUCCCAAACUAGCCAGCUGACAUGAUUACUUCCAUUUUCGAGUAGAGUCCCCAUUAAAAUUACUGGUUUCAGAUGCCCGUUCAAACCUAAAUUACUGUAAUAAUUGGGAAAAUAAGUACAAAGGAGACAAAUACAAGAAAUAGAGAUGGGAAGAUUUGAAUAUUUUGGUAAUCAUGUACUUAGUCUGUAUUUAAAAUGGACCAAGAUUACUUGAUAUUGUAGAAUGCAAAUAAAUCCUUUAAGCUCUCAGAUAGUUGUACACUUCCAGGAGAUGACCUCUUAAAUUGCAAACAGUGACAUUAGACACAAUGUUUUAUUUUUUUAGAAAAAGUUUCAUACAUAUUUAGAUUAGCUUGGUUUUACCAUUAUUUACACUGAAGGUAUUAUUUUCGAGCUAAAUAGACGUAAAAGGGACUUGCGCACCUAGCAUAUGAUGCUAUAUAUUAAAGGAAAAGUGGCUAUCUUGGCAUGUAGCAAGUAUCUAUCAUCACUUUGAUAUUUGCAGUAUGCAGAAAAAACUAUGUUAGGAAAUUUUCUGAGGGUAUUUUCCUACUGAUCUCAGGCAUUUGAAGACAUACAGUUAACUUCUCUUUCAUCUCAACAUUAAAUGCUAUCUAAUAAAAAUAAGUGCAGUGUGCAGAAUAGCCAAUGAGGCUACAACAACAGUAUUUGAUUUGUAAAUAAAUUUUAUAGAGCAGUAAUCAUAUUUGAGAUAUUCUUUGAAUUAAGAUAAUUUUUAUUCAUGUAUCGAAGAGGUUCGAAAUCUGAAUUGUACAUGCAUGGGAUAAUUUAUUUUUACAUAACAUUUUAUACUUUAGCAAAUCCAUAUCCACUCUAUUAACUAGUUGAUACGUGCAAAUACUACUGCUUUGUACCAAGCCUGGUUGAUAUUUUUUACCCCAGUCUCUUAGAAGCGAGGCAAUUGAUGCCUUAGAAGGUAGAAUUCUGUCAAUAAGUGUUAGUUACAUACAGGUUCAGCAUAUUAAAUUUUCCUCGUCGGUGGCUUUUUAAGAAAUUAAGUAUUUGACAUACUUUUGAUUAUUUUCAUUUGGGUUUUGAGUCUGUUUUGUUUAACAUAAUAUCAUUACAAAAGCUUUUUAUCAUUUAUUUAUUGCUUGUCUGGCAUAUAUUUUUUUGCCUUUUUAAUUUCUACCUAUCUGCGUCAGUAUAUGCCUUAUGUGUGGCUUUUAUAAAAAGUGGGUGGCUGAGUUUUCUAGAUGUGACGAGCAGAGUGAUGGCUAGAACUUACAGAUUCUGCCCUUGGUAAAGGAAUGAGAAUCAUAACUUAAAAGGACACAUUUACUUUUACAGAAUAUGAUAACUUUACCUCUUUUCCAGACUGACAGAAAUUCAUGCAGUGCAAACAGCUUCUCCAGGAUUGACCAAGAGGUGCCUCAUGCAUGCACCCGUGCCAGGCUCCUGGCAAGGCACCACUUGGCAUUCUGCAUUUGCUCUCUUGGUCCCAUGAUGGAUCCUCCACUUGCCAUGUGUCCCACUGCUGCCUGGCAUGAAAACUCCAGUGUCCUUGCCAAGGGCACCAACAGAGAACACUGCUAAAGUUUCCAGCAAGAGGCUGCUCCAGCUCUAUUUAGAAGGGUCUAAUAUUCAUCAAAUUCACUGGGAGCACAAAAGGUCUUGUCUUGAAGCUCCGUUAGCAUGGCUUGUACAGCUUUAUUGUGUCCUUAUCUUAUUUAUGUGGCUGUAACACACAAGGCUUUGCCAUGAUGCUUAAACGUACAUCUUUAAAUAAUUUUGAGAAAGCAUAACUUUUCUUGUAAAAUAUUUUGCUUCUUGAUUUUCAUUGACACCAUUUAUUUAGUUUACAGUGGCAUAAUUGGGAUGGAAGAGGACAACGUGAGAUUAAUGCCAUCUCCUCACCACACACACACUCCACACACACACACACACACACACACACACACACACAAAUCUGCAGUGCCACCACUGCUUCCAACCUGUGUGUAGCAGAGACAGCAUUUUCCUCCUCUGCAACCUAUGUCACGCUUGUAAGCCUGGGUCCCAAAGACUGCACUUCGUUAUUCCUAGACACUCAUGUAGUUCUUAGGAGAAGUUAUGUCUUCUCACUUUUCUGGGCAUAAAAGCUCAGCCCCAGUCUAAUAUCACCUGCCUUGGCAUCAGCUCCAGAACCUUCUGUAGCCUGCUGUUUCUCCCUCCUCCUGAUUAAUUGCCAGUGGUUUCUGUGCUUAUCAAUAAGCUGGAAUUGAUAGUGGGAAAACAGUGAAUGUGGCAUAAUUGAGAAAAGAGGAUAAUAAUGGAGGCGUUUUAUUCACUAAUAGCACUGGCACCACAUUUCUGCCAACAAGAAAUGCCCUAUUAAACCAGUUCUAGUGAAAAAGAUGGCUCAGGAGAUGGGCUCAUGUAUUCUUUGUGUGACUUAGGAUGAGCAAAUAACAGCAUUCUGAGAGAAUUAAGGGGCAGGGAUAUUGCUAAUAACCAAUCAAGAGCGUCCCUGGUUGCCCUUGGACAGAAACAACAACAGCAACAGCAACAUACAACAACAACAAGAACAACAAAACUUAUUCUAUGACAGCUAAUUCAAAUGUGCAAACUCCAGCAUUUGGACAGUAUGGGUGUGUGUGUGUGUGUGUGUGUGUGUGUGUGUGUGUGUGUUCUUGUCUUCAUUGUUCUGUUUCUGCCCAUUUUUGAUCGUCUGAUGAUUUCUUCUUCACUCUAUCCCCCACAUCUUUCUAUGAUUAUGUUUAGUAAAUGCAUAUUUUCUCUGUAGAACAGUAGUAUUGCCUUGUUACUAUCUAUCAGAAGUAAACAUUGUAAAAGCCUACUUAAUGUGAACACAAACAAAAUCCAACUUCUGUGUACUCGUGUUAUAAGAGUUACGUUUUCUCAAUUUGUUUAAAAAUGUGAAUACACGCACCAUGAGGAAACUUCAAAUUACAGCUAAAUAAAUAAAAUAAGGGAACAAAAAAGCUUUACAAGCCCAGCACAUAUCAAUAAUAUUUUAAAGGGCUUGAAAAUUUUCUUCCUGUAAAUCUUGUAAGUUUUGGUUUCUUAAAUUUAUAUAUGAAUAAAAUUUAUGUUAAACUAGAAAAGAAAGUCAGGUUAUAUAUACUCUGUGCCCACAUGAAAACCAUUAGGUAGACAGACUCAAAAAGAGAAGCUAUAAUUGUCAACCCCAUACUUAGAGAAAAGAGUAUACCUUUAAAAGAAGUUUAAAACAUGGUGAUAUGAAUUUUAUACUAGAGCAAUGCUGCUUCUAGACGAGUGAAUUAACUCAGAGUAUUAAAACAAUAUGAUUAUGCAAGCUAUUCUUUACUCUGCUGUUAAGAUUUUUCUGCCAUUGAUAUUUAAAAUGGCACUUAAAGUUUGUUCAAAUGAUUUCAAAAACUACAAACACUCUGGUUUUCAACCUUGAGUAAAAAACAAGGGGUCCAACACCUGUUGCAGACAAGUAUGGAAGGAUGGAAAUAAGAAUGUCCCCAUUGAAGGGUGUGGUUAGUUUCAAAUUAGACAUUGUUUCAGUAAAGAUGUGUACACAAACAUGAUGGGACUUUCAAAAGUGAGUAGGAGAUUGGAUGUGAAGAUUGAUUAUGGAUCGCAGGUCUAAGAAAUGGAAGUCAGUCAUCUGGGAAUUGAAUGAGAACAAGGAAGAGUGAGUGGACAGUGGGAAGCAAGGUGAAGGAGGAGUUUGCGUUGUGUUAUUAGCUAAGAAGGGACUUGAGCAGAUUUAUUGUCUGAAAGGUUGUAGAUAAUAGAAGGUAGUUUAAAAAUUUUAGGAAGAUAAUUGAUGUGCUCACUACUAUGAAUAGGGGUGAUGAGAAAAUCCAGAAGAUAGGUAGAGAAUUCGAUUUAGAGAGAUUAAUUUUUCAGAAUUGGAGGAAGAUAAUUGAUAUGCCAACUACUAUGUAUAGGAGUGAUUAGAAAAUCCAUACGGUAGGUGGAGAAUUAGAUUUAGAGAGAGAAAGUGUUGGUAGAUAGGCAGUAAUGACAGUGGAUCUGGAUGAGUUUAUAGGUUGAGAGUGGGAAGUUGAAUAACUUCCUAGCUCAUGGAGUCUUUGUUGAUGUUAAUGAGAAAACUAAACAUUGUCCCUGAUUGUUUUCUCCUUCACUUCCCACACCCAAUCCAUCAGUAAACCUAAAAUAAAGUGAUUGGUCAUUGAAUGUUAACUGUAGGGUUUGUAAAUUUGAUCAACUUGCUUGAACCCAAAUAUGAUCAUAUGCUUGGAAGAACUAAUCACAGAAUUACUGGGCUUCAGGGUGAAAAGGACGUCGUAGGUAAUGUCGUCUACCAACCCACCCCCCACGAAGCCUACACAAAUACUUGUUUCCUGGGGCAGCAUUUAGUACACCUCAUCAUUAGCUUUCAACACACAGCUCUAAUUUAUUCCUCUGUAGGACAAAUGAAAAAGAUUUACUUACGUGGAUCUUGAUCUCUGAAAUUCAUUUUUGAAACAUUUUGAACAUAUUUGUGUUUUUAACCAUAGCUCCAACAUCAUACUCAAACAUAUUUUUCCCCUGCCAAAAAAAAAUUGUAUUUUAUCUGUUUUAUAUAUAAAAUUGCUUUAGGUUACGUCACUCCCAAAUCAAGAGAGAAGGAAGAACAGCCACAUGGAGAGUCCAGACAGGCCCAGUAGACCAGAUGACAUUCUUAGCAUUUACAAGUCUGUAAUGAAUUCAAAUAGAAUGUGACAAUAUGGAAAUCUGGAGGUCGACUGCCUAAUUCUGAUUUCAAGUCCUACCAUUUACAACUGUAUUCUUAGGCUAGUUACUUAAUCUCUCUGUGCUGCCUGUUUUCCUCAGCUAUAAAACAAGCAUAGCACUGUUAUCUACAUCAUACAGUGUUAAGGAAUAAAGGACUUACUAUAUUUAAAGUAAUUAAAAUAAUAUCUGGUACAUAUUAAUUAUUGCAAUGGUAUUAGCUAUUUUCGUGGAUCUAACUAAAUGAAAAUAAGAAUUAAAAUGAGAAACCAGAAAAAACCCUUUUAGUCACGUAGAUAUAUUUCAAACUUGUAUUCUUUUCAUUUGUGUAGAAUAUUUGAGAACUCUGUCUCAUAAAAAUUUGAUUCAUUUGUAUUUUAGUUUGUAUUAUAGGAAAAUUCUUGAAGAUUAUAGUGGAGUGCUUAAAAAUACAAAUUGAUUCUAAAGUCUGCAUUCUCUUUUGUAACAUAAAUACUAAUUUCUAUCAAAAUACUGGAUUCAUUUUUCUAUGGCCAAUUAAUAAAUGGUUUGCAGUUAAA
This is a messenger RNA of Homo sapiens (human), 6841 nucleotides long. It is a transcript of the gene NETO1, whose product is annotated as neuropilin and tolloid like 1. Gene Ontology annotation, biological process: anterograde axonal transport of neurotransmitter receptor complex; regulation of long-term neuronal synaptic plasticity; memory. Gene Ontology annotation, molecular function: ionotropic glutamate receptor binding. Gene Ontology annotation, cellular component: synapse; glutamatergic synapse; excitatory synapse. Bases 697 to 1407 code for a protein of 236 amino acids. NCBI's taxonomy places the organism in Eukaryota, Metazoa, Chordata, Mammalia, Primates, Hominidae. The transcript is spliced from 5 exons. The record is from RefSeq and is a predicted model, not a curated record.